Rhipicephalus microplus (southern cattle tick) is the source of this 1134-nucleotide messenger RNA. RefSeq lists its product as uncharacterized. The record is from RefSeq and is a predicted model, not a curated record. Lineage: Eukaryota; Metazoa; Arthropoda; Arachnida; Ixodida; Ixodidae.
AUGGUUCUGCCGGGUUCGGAAAAGAAGCUCCUGAUCAACAAGGAGGAUACGAGCAAUUCGAAAGAUAACGUCGCUACUCCUCGAACGCGGUUUCUCCUAUGGUCGAAACACAGCGUGGUCGACAAUUAUGAACUCGUAGAAACAAGUGUACGUCAUAUCCUGUUUCGUUUGUGCCCCCCUAUACCGGUCAAUGGUACGUUUGAGUCGAAUAUAUAUAGAGAGGCUCACAAGAGCAGAAAGUCAGUCACUGCCAACGAUCGAGCCUCAAGGUCCGUGGUUCCGCGAGGAGAUUGGAUCGAGAACGAACAUCUCAGCCACAAUGAAGUUCCUAAUUGCCACUGCUGUCUGCGCCCUCGUGGCCUACGGAGCCCUUGCCGAGGAAGAUGCCAAAAAGAAAAGGUAGAAGGACGAGGAGGCCUUCUGGGUGCUGGUCUUGGAGUCGGCAGCUACGGCGCUGGUCUCGGAGGUGCAGGUCUUGGAGGUGCAGGUCUCGGAGGGGCAGGUCUCGGAGGAGCAGGUCUCGGAGGAGCAGGUCUAGGAGGUGCAGGUCUCGGAGGGGCAGGUCUUGCAGGGGCAGGUCUGGGAGGUGUAGGUCUCGGAGGUGCUGGCAUCGGAACAGCUGGACUUGGCGGCUACGGGGGUGGUCUUGGUGGCCCGGCCGUUGUUGGCGCUGGUCUUAUCGGAACUGGCGGUCUAGGAUAUGGCGGCCUUGGUUACGGUGGUAUUGGAUAUGGUCGUCUUGGUGGAUUGGGCUAUGGCCGCGGUCUGGGCUAUGGUGGCGGCUACCAGUCUGGAUACGGCGCUUCGGCUGGUGGCCACCAGGGAGGUUACCAAGGGGGUGCUGCUGGAUACAACCAGGGAUCUGCUGGUUUCGCUGGCGGAGCUGCCCACAGGAACGUGAACGCCUACAACAACAACCAGGGGUACAGCCACUCCUCGGGAUUCUCGGCCAGUGACAGCAAGGUGUUCGGUAGUGGACAGAAGCAGGGAUCUGCUGGAUUCGGAAGCGGAAGUGCUGGCCAGCAGGCAGGUUACGGACUGCAGAAUUUCGGACACACCGCCGGUUCUGGCUUCGGUGGAGGAUACCUCGGCUAAAGAACGUAGCCAAUAAAACUGAUCUCAUCGUACCUAUAG